Clonostachys byssicola is the source of this 1551-nucleotide messenger RNA. The record is from the annotation of a GenBank genome assembly. Lineage: Eukaryota; Fungi; Ascomycota; Sordariomycetes; Hypocreales; Bionectriaceae.
AUGGAUGUCAACCUUCUCCCAGACAUAUGCCUGGAGAUUACAGGCUGGUUGUCCCCAAGCGACGUAGGGAGACUGAGCCAGUGCAGCAAGGCCUUCCACCGCAAAUGGGAGCCCUUCCUGCUUUUCACCCUCGCCUCCCGACAGAAGCUGAUGUUCUAUGGCUGCUCUCGCGGAGAGGGAUGGGCUAUUGACAAGGCCAUGUCGUACGGGCACUACCCUUGCUACGAAGACCUAGAGACUGCAAUCGAGUACAUCCUUCGGUACGAUGCGGCACCUUUCGCCGAGUAUUUACUCUCUCGAGAACAUUUUCGACAAUGGCUGGCCGUGUUCGAUCCUUUGGAGGGGCCAGGCUACAAGCGCACGCUGCAGUACAGAUAUUCGACACGCGUGCCAAUGUUUGCUGCCGCCAUGCGCAUGGCUGAGUCUGGUGAGACGGGCAUCGUCGACAUGCUCUUAACGACUCGACUGGACAUCAACCAGCCACUCACUGUAGCCCUCGAGUCCCUCGAAGAGUCCGUGGAGGGACGCUGCAUGAUCAGCCCCGUGUGGGCCUACGUGCUCGCGGACUUCACUCAGAGAGACCAGACCGGACCCUUUUCUGCUUCAGAGGGUCUCCAGUACCUGUUUCACCACGGCGCUGUCAUUCAAACAACGACCCAGGCCGCCGUUACAUCCGAGCGCCCGCCUCAUUCGCUACUCGAGUUGUUCUGGACCAAGAACAAUGGGUUCGCGUCGCUGCUGAACAAGGAUCUAUAUGCCAUGACGAGAGUUCUCAUCCGCAAGCAAGCAGCAAGAGGAGGGGUGCCUGCCUUCCUCCUCUGGAAAGACAAUGUAUUGGGGAUGGACACGGGACCUCUGAUCCAGCGGAUGGUCCCACACCCGCGACUCAAACCCUCCUUGGAGCAGAAGCAGACCAUCAUACGCCGCUGGAGCGCCAUCUUGGACAUUCUCCUGACGCCGAGGAAUUUCGAGCUUGCUUUCCAGGACGAGCUGAGCGACGUGCUCUUCCUCUUCCUGAUGCGCGUCGUGAGAAAGCUUUCCUGUCAGGACUUUCGGGAAGCCUUCAAGGGUGGCCCUGAUAUGCGAGUGGAUAAUACGGCUAUACAUUUUGACAUCUUCGUUCCGGCUCCCGGUCUAGCCGAUGAUUUGGACCCCGUCACCAUCAGGAAGCUCAUCGAGAAGGGCGCGGACAUCACAUGGCGGCCGAAAUGGGGCCAGUUCAAGGGCCAGUCCAUCCUGGAAGCCAUAGCCGUCACUCAGACGCGAGGCCAGGACUCCAUGAUGGCGCUCGUGCGGCCGUCGCGGCUGCAGUCUUUUGUGAGCACCUUGCUCGGCCUCGGUGCUGAGCGCGUCGACACUGGCACGCCCAAUCUGCGCGGGCGGCUGGGCAUGAGGGGCCACCCCAGAGCGUGGUUCCGUUUUGUGCAGAGGACAGUCCGAGGGGAGCAGGCUCUGCUGUGGUGCCCAACUGCCGCGUUUUUGCUUGGCUACCGUCCUCCAGCGAGGCGCUCGGAUGAAGCAGAGGAGGCCCAGGAGGGUGUGGUGGCAUAG